UUGGUACAAUAAAGUAUUGUUACCCGUUAACAAGUGUAUUAUUUUGGUGUUUAAGAGUAUAGGAUCUCUCGUCUGGUGACUACAAAACCUACAAGCAAACGACACGUGCUGCCAUCUCGAUGUGAUUGCUGCAACAGAUCGGAUGGGCUAUAGCUUGUGUGUAUACACCAGCUCUUUCAAAUCACCCCAUCUAUCACCAUUCCUGUUAAAUGGAAAACAUAUGAUCUUUGUUUUGGAUUUCUUAUAUUAUUGUCAUAAAUAUAUUAAUCUAUGAUAUUGUUUUAGAUUUUAGCUUUGAAAUAGUUUGAAAUUCGAUUCACCAUAGUUAAUUAACUUUGUCCAAGAACCACUGAAUGUUAUAGCCUUUCCAGUAUGCCUAAAAGGACAUUGAUAAUAUUGUGGAUACUACUGCCAGUUUUUAUAGAUAAAGUUUCGGGAGCAGCCUCAGAUAUUCAACAAGAUGCUAAGGCUCAAUCCACUCAUAGAAUAGAUAGCUUAAACUUACUUUCUUACACAUUAUUGUUGAUCUUAACUGUAUUAACUAUAUGGCUGUUUAAACAUAGAAGAUUAAGUUUCAUCCAUGAGACUGGGCUUGCAGUAAUUUAUGGCCUUAUAGUAGGAGCUAUUAUACGUUACUCUGGAUCUACUUCACAAGUUCUAAACAUGCAAGUUUUUGUUGAUGAAUCUAAAUAUAAUUCAAGUAUACCUCCGGAUACUUUAUCUCUUUAUAUGCCUAAACCCAAUAGCAAUAAAAACAUGACUUUCCAAUAUAUCUUCCGUAAUGAAAUUGACGAUGAGAAAGAAAAUGAAAUUGACUUGAAGGCUACUUUUGAUCCAGAAAUAUUUUUUAAUAUUAUAUUGCCUCCCAUAAUAUUUCAUGCUGGUUACUCGUUGAAAAGGAAGUAUUUCUUUCGUAAUCUGGGCGCAAUACUAACCUUUGCCAUAAUAGGCACCACUGUUUCAUCGUUCAUCGUUGGUGGGCUAAUGUACGGCUGUGUUCAACUAAUGCCAUUGAGAUUGGCGAAUAGUUUUACGUUUCUCGAUACACUUUACUUUGGAGCACUAAUUUCUUCCACUGACCCAUUGACAAUUCUAGCUAUUUUUAACGACUUAAACGUAGAUGUUAACCUAUAUGCAUUAGUAUUUGGUGAAAGUGUCCUUAAUGAUGCUGUUGCUAUUGUACUUAGCGGUUCUAUUCAGCAUUAUAGUAAGAGGUACCAACUGGGAACCGGAGGAUUUGAGAUGAAAGCCUUUUUUCAAGCUGUAGGCGAUUUUUGUGGAAUAUUUAUGCUUUCAUUACUUAUAGGAGCGGCGAUGGGGUGCAUUACUGCUUUGAUAUCAAAAUAUACUAGAGUACGAGAUUUUCCACUUCUAGAAUCUGCAUUAUUUGUGCUAAUGUCCUACAGUACAUUCUUGAUUGCUGAAGCUACAGAUCUCACAGGUGUAGUUUCGGUGCUUUUUUGCGGAAUAUGUCAAGCACAUUAUACUUACAACAAUCUCUCUGAAGACUCUAGGAUAAGGACCAAGCAAAUAUUUGAACUGCUUAAUUUUUUGGCUGAAAAUUUUAUAUUUUCGUACAUUGGAGUUUCGAUGUUUACAUUUCCUAAACAUCACUUUGCUCCUUGGUUCAUAUUGGCAGGUUUUAUAUGUGCAGCUAUUGGUAGAGCAGCCAACGUUUAUCCGUUAUCGUUUCUUCUAAAUUUAGGAAGACACCCCAAAAUACCGGCUAAUUUCCAACAUAUGCUCUUCUUUGCAGGUCUGCGAGGAGCUAUGUCAUUUGCCUUGGCAAUCAGGAAUACAAGAUCUGAAGCCAGACAAGCUAUGCUAACUACAACGUCUCUUAUAGUUAUAAUUACUGUGAUAAUUCAGGGCGGUGCCACUAUGAACUUACUUAGAUGGCUUAAUAUUCCGGUAGGAAAUGAUGAGGAAACUGAAGCACUGUCUCAGAAUGCUGUACAUUGUGCAUACAAUUCAAUGGAGCGAGGCAUAGCGGAAAACACAACUCCAAGAAGUGAUUGGAACGAUCCUUUCGGCGAGCGAGAAAGAUCCAAACCGGGUGAAAAGGCUCUUCUAGCGAGAAUCUGGGGAUCUUUUGAUCGAAAAUAUAUGAAGCCACUUUUGACGCACUCUAGUCCAACUCUUUUAGAAACACUUCCAGUUUGUUGUACCCCAAUUGCAAGGCUACUUACUACUACAGAACAAAUUACUCAGGAGUCUGCAAAAUUAAAAGGUCGGGACUCUGAUUCUGAUCUUUGCAUUGAAGAGAACGAUUCUUCUGCUGGUUCGCGACUUAAUACAAGACCGAUCAACGCUAUCAGCGGUCAACAAGUCUAGACGCUGAACCAUCUUGUGUCAAACCAGAUACUUACAAAUCUAGUCAGAAUAGCGCUUCGUAUUCAAAAUUGGAUUUAAAGUCUAUUCAAUGAUUUACAUUUUAUACCAAUAUAUAAUUAUAAAUAUUGCCAGUGGUAUUAUAAAA
Anthonomus grandis grandis is the source of this 2479-nucleotide messenger RNA. RefSeq names its product sodium/hydrogen exchanger 6 (gene Nhe3). NCBI's taxonomy places the organism in Eukaryota, Metazoa, Arthropoda, Insecta, Coleoptera, Curculionidae. Gene Ontology annotation, molecular function: sodium:proton antiporter activity. The record is from RefSeq and is a predicted model, not a curated record. Gene Ontology annotation, cellular component: recycling endosome; membrane. The transcript is spliced from 13 exons. The coding region runs from base 373 to 2334 and encodes 653 amino acids. Gene Ontology annotation, biological process: proton transmembrane transport; regulation of pH; sodium ion transport.